Molecule: messenger RNA, 1280 nt
Organism: Nasonia vitripennis (jewel wasp)
Lineage: Eukaryota; Metazoa; Arthropoda; Insecta; Hymenoptera; Pteromalidae
Exons: 8
Coding region: 246-1271 (341 amino acids)
Source: RefSeq, a predicted model, not a curated record
AAGAAAAUCGACGAACCAAACGAAACAAACUUUAUACACAUACAUAACGCUCUUUUCUCUGUUUCUUCUUCUGUCUGGUCAAAUCCUUUGACGCAUUUCUGCCCUGUCCGAUAUAUCUUGAAGCAUGUGAGAAGAUUUUCGCGAAACCGAGGAAGAAGGAUGUACACAAGACAACAUCGGGAUUUUAGAUUUGGCUUUUACCUUCGUGUAAAGAGUGUGAUUGAAGAGAAGAAGUCACACACGUGAUGCAUUCGAAAGCGAGCGCCGAGGACGAUGAACAAAUUUUUAUCACGGCUGGUGCUCCAGACGAGAUUUCAACAUCUUCGAGAGCUACGGCUGAAGCCAUUAAUUUUGGACAGUCAAUUCAGCAACUGAUAGUCAAUAAAGUAGUAACCGAUAAAUCUGAUAUUGACGACGAUGUAAUAAAAUUGUUGGCGGAAUUUUUAGAUGUCAGAGAUUACAAGACAAACCUUGUAUCGAGUUGGUUACUGAGAACUAUUGCGGAACAGAUUAUCAGUGCAUCAAAUGAAAUAAGUACACACGAUUACAGUACUUUUGUACUUUGGCUUCAUGAAGAAAUCAAUUUAGUAUUUGACAGUCCAGACGUGCAGAGAGAGCAAUUUUUUGAACUUAUGAGUAAUUUGUUUUAUCAAACCUUAUCGGAAAUCCUUAAUGGUAAGGGUGUUCUCCUGCCGUCUCAAUUACUCUACCAUGAGACUAAAAUUGAUACAGAAUUCGCAGAAAGUAUCUCAAGUACAAGUGGAAGCGACGAUAAAAAUGCAUUAGUUAUUAUAGCGAAGAGUGAUAGAGAACAAGUAGAAGACGAAUCGUUUGAACGAAAAUCAUUAGAGCUUAUAAAUCUUGAUGAACAGCUUCUUAACGUUAUAAUAGAAUCGACCUAUCAAAUAUUUGGCACGAAACUUAAUUACACGCUGAUUCGAGCUGCGUGUGAAAAUCAAAAGGACAUUGUUUAUUACACGAUUCCAUAUCAUUUUCGAAAUCCACGAAUAGUUCAAAAAUUCGAAAUUUCAAGACAAGCAUCCACUGCUUCAAACCCAAAAAAUGAGAAGAUGAAGAAGAGAAAAUCGAGCAAGAAAAGUUUCAUAGAAGAAAUGACAGAAAUAACUAAGUUGAUUUCGGUAUUUGAUAUCAAUCAAUUUCGUUUUAUUCUGCCACUUUCGGAAGCCUUGGAGGCUGACAACGUAAUGUAUACUCGUAAAAACAGUGAAAUAGAAACAAACUCUAAUAGCUCUAAUGUAAUAAAAACUUGAUUAGAUAAA